Molecule: messenger RNA, 1062 nt
Organism: Sebastes umbrosus (honeycomb rockfish)
Lineage: Eukaryota; Metazoa; Chordata; Actinopteri; Perciformes; Sebastidae
Gene: abitram
Product: actin binding transcription modulator
Exons: 8
Coding region: 150-698 (182 amino acids)
Biological process (GO): dendrite morphogenesis; regulation of filopodium assembly; regulation of actin filament polymerization
Cellular component (GO): lamellipodium; nucleus; filopodium tip
Molecular function (GO): actin monomer binding; actin filament binding
Source: RefSeq, a predicted model, not a curated record
GUUCAGAUGCUGGCUCCUUGUCUCAUUGUGAGAGGUAGUGAGAGCUUCACCCUAUGGCUGGUUCUAGCUGUGUAGGGAGUAGUGAACACAUUUCUGUGAAUGAACGCGGACUUCUCUUCCUACAACCUUUAUCACUGUGAAUCCUUCUGAUGGAAUGCGACGAGCAGAAACACACAGACGCGACGGCGCCUUCAGUCAUCGACCGAUAUUACACCCGAUGGUUCAGAGCCGAUAUGAAGGGGAAACCAUGUGAGGACCACUGCAUCCUGCAGCACUCAAACAGGUUAUGUGUCGUCACCUUAGCGGAGACUCACCCGAUCCUUCAGAAUGGGCGAGAAAUCAAAAGCAUCAAUUACCAGAUCAGUAAUUGCUGCAGUCGACUGAACAAUAAAGUGUCUGGGAAGUCCAAGCGGGGGGGUCAGUUCCUUACUGAUUUCGCACCUCUGUGUAGGAUAACAUGCACAGAUGAAACUGAAUACACAAUCUACAGCUGCAUCCGGGGCCGUCUUCUCGAGGUCAAUGAGAGUAUUUUAGAAAGACCUUCUCUCUUGCUGGAAAAGCCAUCCACUGAAGGAUACAUCGCUGUCAUCUUGCCAAAGUUUGAGGAGAGCAAGAGCAUAACGGAGAAUCUUCUGAGCAGAGAGGAGUUCGAGAGCGUCGUCUCCAAACGUACUGUCGCCCAAUCUCAACCAUCAUGACGGAACUCCACGUUCUUGCCUCUCCCACCAGGAUGUUGAGACCGGCCAUGUGCUGCUCCAAGGAUUUGACACCGAAGCCGUUGCUGUUCUUGCUGUUGAGCGCUCCCUCCUCUUUGACGGGUGUGGAUGCAUCCUGCCUCUCUCUCCAGUCCUGUGGGGAACCCAGGCUACUCCUCUCUGACUUGUACUGCAAAUGGACACAACAUGGAGAGAAAUUGAAGGGAAAUGUGGUUAAAAAUUAAGAAAAAAAAACAAGAGCUUGCCAUCUUUUGAAUGUUUUGACCUCUCCUGUAACAAUUCUUUUAUUUCUGUUAUCUGGUUUUAUGCUGUUUUAUACAUGUGCAAAUAAAAACCAACAAAAAAA